Messenger RNA from Dromaius novaehollandiae (emu), 7153 nucleotides. RefSeq names its product solute carrier family 44 member 5 (gene SLC44A5). Gene Ontology annotation, biological process: transmembrane transport. NCBI's taxonomy places the organism in Eukaryota, Metazoa, Chordata, Aves, Casuariiformes, Dromaiidae. The transcript has 22 exons. Gene Ontology annotation, molecular function: transmembrane transporter activity. The coding region runs from base 250 to 2397 and encodes 715 amino acids. The record is from RefSeq and is a predicted model, not a curated record.
CCGCGCCAGCGCCGCCCCCGCGGGCUCGGCGCAGGCGUCGGCCGCAGAGCCGGCGGGACAGCGGGGUCAGCGCGGGGCGCGGGCGGCAGCAGGGCGCCGGGCCGGCCGCGGCGCAGCGGGGGCGCAGCGGGGCGCGAGGCUGCCGGCCGCCGCCGCCUCUCAUGCCUUCGCGGCAACAAAGGGCGCGCUGAGCGGCGGGCAGCGGCGCCGGGCUCCCGGCUGCGCCGGCGCGGAGGGCAGCGGGAGACCAUGGCGAGGAAGGGAGACGCCUCCACGUCGCCCUUCGGUGAACCAAGGAAAUUUGAUCCAAAGUUCAGAGGACCCAUUCAUAACAGGCAUUGUACGGAUGUUGUUUGCUGUGUAAUCUUCAUAGCCGUCAUUCUGGGUUACAUUGCAUUAGGAAUUGUGGCUUGGGUGCACGGUGACCCCAGGAAAGUGGUUUAUCCAACUGACAGCUAUGGGCAGUUCUGUGGUCAAAAAGAUACCCUCAAUGAGAACAAGACCAUUUUGUUUUACUUCAACAUUCUGAAAUGUGCCAGCCCAGCAGUGUUAAUAAACCUACAGUGCCCUACAACACAGCUUUGCGUCUCGAAGUGCCCAGACAGGUUUGCAACCUACAUAGAUGUUCAGGCUUCCUACAGAUAUAAACCAGAUCACUGGAAUUACUUCAAGCAGUUCUGCAAACCUGGUUUUAACAAUCCUCGCAAGUCUGUUGCUCAAGUCCUACGUGAUGAAGAUUGCCCUUCGAUGAUCAUUCCAAGCAGGCCUUUUCUUAAGAGAUGCUUUCCAGACUUCUCCACAAAGAAUGGUGUGCUGACUGUGGCAAAUCAGACUACCUUCAAGGAUGGAAGAGGGAAAACAAGAAAUGUAACUGACCUCAGGGAAGCUGCAAAUGGCAUCAAUAUUGUCCUGGAUGCGAGAUCAGUUGGAAUGAAAAUUUUUGAAGAUUAUGCCAGUUCUUGGUAUUGGAUUUUAAUUGGGCUGUUCAUUGCAAUGGUUGUGAGUCUGCUCUUCCUUGUGCUAUUAAGGUUCACAGCUGGGGUCCUUUUCUGGAUCUUCAUCUUUGGUGUGAUCGGAAUUAUAGGAUAUGGCAUCUGGCAUUGUUACUGGGAGUAUAGUCAUCUCAAGGGAAUACCUGGAUCCGACCUCACUGUUUACGAUAUUGGAUUCCAGACAGACUUCAGAGUGUACCUGCAACUGAGGCAAACAUGGUUAGCAUUUAUGAUAAUACUUUGUAUUGUUGAGGUCAUAAUCAUAUUGAUGCUGAUCUUCCUGAGGAAUCGGAUCCGGAUUGCUAUUGCACUGUUGAAGGAAGGCAGUAGGGCUAUUGGCUAUAUAAUGUCUACAUUGUUCUACCCAAUCGUCACCUUCUUACUCAUUGCAAUUUGUAUUUCCUACUGGGCUGUGACAGCUGUUUUUCUGGCUACAUCAGGAGAGCCUGUGUAUAAGGUAAUGGCUAAUCAAACACUGUGCAAGUAUGCAAACCUGAGUUGUGACCCAGAGACUUUUAACACAACCAACGUGACCAAACUUUGUCCGGGUGCUCAGUGUACUUUUGCAUUUUAUGGAGGAGAAAGCCUAUACCAUAAAUACAUCUUCAUCUUUCAGUUAGCCAAUGCCUUUGUCUUUCUUUGGCUGGUAAACUUUGCAAUUGCACUGGGUCAGUGUACCCUUGCUGGUGCCUUUGCCUCUUAUUACUGGGCCUUUCGGAAACCUGCUGAUAUUCCACUGUGGCCGCUCUUCUCUUCAUUUGGGCGAGCAAUACGGUACCAUACAGGUUCACUGGCGUUUGGAGCCUUAAUUCUUGCAAUUGUCCAGCUUGUUAGAGUAAUCUUGGAGUACUUGGAUCACAAACUGAAAGGUACACAAAACUCCUUCACUAGAUUUCUACUCUGCUGCCUGAAAUGCUGUUUCUGGUGUUUGGAAAAAUUCUUAAAAUUUAUAAACAGAAAUGCCUACAUCAUGAUUGCCAUAUAUGGAAAAAACUUCUGCACCUCAGCAAAGGAGGCGUUCUUUCUGCUCAUGCGUAAUGUGGUGAGAGUUGCGGUUCUGGACAAAGUUACAGACUUUCUUUUAUUCCUGGGGAAAAUUCUCGUUGCCGGUGGUGUAGGUGUUCUCGCCUUCUUUUUCUUCACUCAGAGAAUACCAGUGUUUGCAAAGGAAGCACCAACAUUAAACUACUACUGGGUACCGUUGUUGACUGUCAUUAUUGGCUCCUAUUUAGUCGCACAUGGAUUCUUCAGCGUCUAUGCAAUGUGCGUCGAUACACUUUUCCUCUGCUUUUGUGAAGACCUGGAAAGAAAUGAUGGAUCUACAGCAAAACCCUACUUCAUGUCAGCUAGCCUUCACCGAAUUCUAGGAAAGAAGGAACUAAGCCCUAAGAAGGCAGUGGGAUAACAUACAGUAAACCUCAACAUCAAAACAGUGUCACUUUUAAGCAACACAUGUAUAAAGUAGGCAAAAGUAAAAACUGUAAAUGAUGCUUCUAGUUAAUGGGUGAUUCUUUUUUCCUUUUGCUUCUAUCUAUAAAAAAUGAGCAACAUUGGUGACAAUUAACUAGAUAAGUAAAUACUUUAACAGCUGUGAAACAAGGCCACAUUUUAGUUUAUAGAGUGCCUAUCAAAAGGAAAAUGUAAAUCUGAAGCUUUUUUAAGUCUAUAAUGAGCAAUGUUUUAAUAACUUUUUUAACACAAGUUGCUGCCUCAAAGGACAGCAUUUUUGAUAACAUUUCUUUUUAUAAGUGUAUAUUUGUAAGAGAUAUUCAGGCAAUUUUCUGAAAGCACUACCCUAUAACCUAAUUAGCCAUAAAAAAAUAGUUAGAGAAUUUCUAGUUAACCAGCAGAUGGUACUAAAUUUGUAAAUAUGGUGCUAUGAUUGUAUUUUUUUGUACAAGCUUGUUCACAGCCAUUUAAACUGUGAUUAUACAUGCAUUAAUGAUUCCCUACACUGGAAAAUGUAGUAAUAUUUUAAUCACAUCCACAAGUGUGUGUUUUAAGAAAUGAAGAAUGGCACCCUGUAGGCCCAAAGAAGGUAGCCAGAGAAGACUACAGUGGAUGUUGCUUAAAGAGAAGUUUUCUAUGAGUUGUGUUUAAAAGAUGAUGUAAGUGAGGGAAGGUCCCAUUGCACUUAAUAUGAUUUGUGGCUCACACAAAUGAGGUUUCAUCUGGUACAAGAUGGCAAAUGUAUCAUUUUCAGCUGAUGUGUAUGAGAUGUCCUUGUGUUAAUGUCCCCAUCUCUGAUGACUCUCUGAUUAUGCUUUACAUUAUGAGGAAGUUGAGCUUUGCUGAAAGGAAAACCAAAUGCAGUUUUUCCUCAGAGAAGAGUCUUGGCUGUAUAUGUGCACACGGAGUCCCCAUUGCCUCUGCCUGGCUCAGAAGGGCUUCUUACGAGACAUUGCAAUGACCAUGCUGAUGCUAAGGGCAAAGCAUGCGCUCUUUAGGUCUCCAAAGUCUCAGUGGCUCAAGCAGUAAGAUACUUAGGUAAGAAACAGAACCGAAUCUUCUGAUGACACAGGAUUAAGUAUAUCGCUACUGAAAGAUGCUCCAAAAGAUUGUGUGCUUUUAGAUUAUUGAAGCUGCCUGAUUAUUAGUUCAAAGUCUUUCAGUAUAAAACACACUAACAUUCUGUUCAGUUCUAUGAACCUCCCUUAGAUGGAACUAUUUUUGAAGUCAGCAAGAGCUGUGCUCACAGAAGCAGUCUAAUGCUGUAUUGGAAUGCUAAAAAGAAAAGUACAAAAAUCGUCAAGCAUGAGAAAAUGAAAGACAUUUUUCAAGACUGUCAUUUCCAUGAGCUAAACUGAAAAUGUUUUAACUCAUUAAUGAGCAUCAUGCAUGCCAGAGACCUGCCCCCAGUUUUCAUGGGUUCCACAGUAGUGAAUAAGAACAUUAUUGCCCACAUUUCAGGAGUGACAUACUUUUCCCAGAUCUGUUGUAAGAGGAAUUCAGCUCUUGGAAAUGCUUUUCUAGCCCAAGGAAUCCACUGAAGUCACAAAGAGAAAGGCAAAUUCUCCAGUUGAUUUAAGGUCAGAUUUUGGGGGAAUAUUUACUGACAGCCCUCAUCGCAGAGCGAUACUGCUCUUGUGACUUGUGGCUCCAGUUUGCGAGUGCUUUAUUCACCACAAAAGCAGAAAGACACUUCCUCAUGCUGCUUGUCUGGGGUGCCGUUAAUGCACGGGUGAAUUAUGACCCCCCAUGCGUUUGGAGUCGUGGGCAGGGCGGCAUCCGCAAAGCCUGCAGACUGCAGUGCAGGUGCGGACCGGACCCUGGUAUACGUUCUCUUCCAUCCAGGGAGCAAUGUAGCUCUUCCCCCGAAGCACAAACGGGUGUUUCAGUUUAGGACUUAGCGUAAAAUAAAGGCAUACAGUUUCAAAUGAAACUAGUGAUUUUGGACAUCUUCAUUUUUGAGAACCCUUUUAAGAUACCUUAGAGUAAACUUGACUUUCAGAAAGGGCUGAACCUGCCUUCCAAAAAUCAGGUGCUUGACUGAGGAGUAUAAGGUUUUUCAUUAUCAUCGUCGUCAUCAUGCCCAUCUAAUCAUGUGCACGACAUUGAAUAUACAACCCCCUAAAACUCUCACCUCUUCUGAGAAUUAAGUCAACAAUUUGGGGGAAGUUUGUGCCACCUUUUCAUGAUUUAAAAAGCUGCUGGACUAUGAUUCCAGUCCAAGCUCCAAUGCAUUUUUGGUUGACUGCUGUCCAAUUAGUUUGCAGCCGAAGAGACUACUGAGAAAUCUAUAUUUCUCUACUAGACUUGAGUGUCUUACUGGGAAAAAAGCGUAUUUCUGAAUACAAUGUGCUUUUUUGUCAUAUGAAUGUAACCAUAGAGUUUAUUAGGAAUACAACAUAAUAGAAAUAGUAUACAGUUACUUGAUUAGAAGACUUUUGUAACAAACCUAUGCAUUUGCUAGAUGAAUUUCUAAAAGUCAAAGUUUUAAACAGCAUUAUUAUUUAUAUACAGUAAAUAUAUAUAUAUAAAAUAUUGCUCCACUCAUUAUUUUGUGAAAAUUGCUUAGAAUGUAAGUGGUCCACAUUUUUGAGAAGAAAAUUUAAAAGCCAUUUUCUUAAUGAUGUAGUUAAGAGAACUGUGAAAAUACAAAGCAAUAUCAUGUAAAUUUUGUAGUCAGUAAAUUGGAUAAAUUAUAAUAAUUUCUUGCUAAAAUUGGCUUUUAAAAAUAAAUUGGAAUGGAUCAAUUAAGUAGAAAUUAAUGCAAGUAUUUACUUGGAAAAGAAUCACUUUAAAUGUUUUAAGACCAAUUUAGAGUGGUUCCUAACUAAUCCUGUGGGCGAGAGUCUGCUAACUUAUACCGCAGGUACUGAAAGUGAGAUUUAUGGAUUUGGACCUUUAUUUGUUUCCUUGAUUUAGUAUAAAAUUUAAAGUUCCAUUCUUCGCUUCAGAGGGUGGAACAUGGGGCAGGGCAGGACACAGCCAGGGAGGUUCUAGGCGUUGACGCCGAGCCCCGGGGUGUCGGUGACGAAACCCCCGUUGGUGCCGGCCGCGGGGCCGGGCUGGCCGUGCCCGGCGUUAGAGCGGAGGAGCCCCGGGGGGUCGCAGGCGGCGGUGGCACCGCUCCUGCCCGCCGGCCGGGCCGCUGACUCUGCCCUUCUCCCUCCUAGUGGAAGAUGCAGAGAGACAUGCUGGCUCCGCAGAAAGACCCUUUUACAUGAAUAAAACCCUUUUGAAGAUUUUGAACAAGCAGAAUGUAGAAACCAAGAGACGGUAGAAAAUACCCAUUAUCGUAACCACACAACCGUGUUUGCUUUAGUCCUGGUUUGGUGCACUGUCUCCCUAUGACCUACUAAUGGAUGGCUUUUAUUUGCAUGUUUUACACCAAAGUUUUUAAUGUCAAGCCUUCACAUUUUGUAAAGAAAUUUAAAACCAGACCCCCCCCCCGAACAAAACAAGCAAGAAAGAUGGGUUCAUUUUUAUACUGAUUUUUUUUCAAGUAGCAUUUAGCGAUUAAUCCUUGUGAACUGGGUGUUCUAAGGAUGCUGAAUAGUCUUUUAAACAUUACUAUUUCAAAUAACGAAAUGUUUUACGGUUGCAUAUUCCGCUGUAGAGUGGUAGAAAGAUUUUGGAGGACACAAUCUUAAACUUACUCUUGGACAGUCAUUAAGCAUUCUUCUAAAAUCGGUGGUCACAAGAAUGAUUAUAAAGCGUAGAUUGACUGUCUUCUGUAAUGCAGAAUGUCUCUCUCCAGCUAAUCGCUAGUCUCCCAGCCUGGACAAUUGUGUCCUCUCUGACAAAGUGCCUUACUGGCUGUUAUUUUACCCGGUUUAUAUUUUGACAUUUAUUCACAUCAUGUAGACUACAAACCAGAAAAGGCUAGCUAAGGAAAAAAAAAAACUCUCUUUGCUUGAAAUUAAUUGAUAUAAAAUUAAUAUAAUUGAAAUAAAUUGGUCUUCUUUUCAAAAUACUGCAGCACGCACAAUUUCACUGUUACUGUUGUUGGAUCGUGAAAGUAUUCUGUGUGCUCCAGCAGAAAACGUGACAAUGGUGGUGUUGCAAAUAAUUAUCUAAUUAAGAAUAAUGUAAGACUGAGUUUUAGUAGUAGAUUUUUUGUAGCUUUAAUUUAUGGGAUAGUGAACUUCUAAGUGGGUCUUUUCUGCUUUCAGUUACACUGCUCAGACUUACCGCACCUGCGUAACUGAGGGGAGAACUGGGCUCCUGCUCGUUAGGGUAGAGGAAUGAAAGUGGGAACUUGCAGAUACAUAUUACACUACAGUAAUGUAUGUGUUUGUGUGUUCACAAACACGAAGUUGAUUCUGCAGUUUUAGACUGAUUAUUUGCUAUUCGGGAAGUGUUUUAUAAAUGACCCUUAAUUUUCUAAUUUUUGAUACAGGUGAUGAUUUUCCAGGUAAUGUAAUUUGUACUGCACUGUAAUCAAAUUAGAAAUAUAAUUGUUUCUUCGUGUUUAGGUAACACCAGUGCUACUAACAUAAAGACUGUCUGCUCCUCUGUGUUACAGAAAGUUCACAGCUAUUUGUCCCAAAUCGUAGAAUCACAGAAAGGCCAUUUAAGGUCUGAGAAGUGGAAGAGAGGUUGCUGUCUGUUUGACCAUCCCUUCCUUUCUGUUCUUAAUGUGAUUGUUAAGGUUAUGUUAUUUUCAUGCCAAAACCAAAUUAACAUGAGCACAUGACAGUUUGAGCUCUAAAACC